Messenger RNA from Bombyx mandarina (wild silkworm), 976 nucleotides. Its product is annotated as protein takeout. The record is from RefSeq and is a predicted model, not a curated record. Gene Ontology annotation, biological process: multicellular organismal reproductive process. Lineage: Eukaryota; Metazoa; Arthropoda; Insecta; Lepidoptera; Bombycidae.
CGCGCGAUCCAGUUGAACUGCGCAUGCGUGCUUACCGCCAUAACUGUCAGUGUCACAAAUGUUUUUUUUUUUUGUAAAUAAAACCUCAUAGUCCCAGUGUUUUCUAUCAAAAUGUUCUUCAACGCGAUAUUAUUGGGUGCGUUAGUGUACGCGAGUGCCGAUAAUGCUUUACCUCAAGACUUUACAAGAUGUCGACAGAAAGAUCCUAAGCUGAACGAUUGCUUGAAGUCAGCCGUGCCUGAUGCUUUGAAGAGAAUGAAACAAGGUAUUAGUUCGCUGUCCGUGCCACAGAUGGAGCCACUGCACGUGUCCGGCAUGAACAUAGACUCCGGCGCCGGCCCGGUCGUUAUCACGCAAAACUACAAGAAUAUUAAAAUACAUGGAUUGACCGAUUCCGUGCUCACUACAUACAAAGCGGACCUAAAACAUUACCGCCUAAAGACAGAUUCAAUUACGCCGAAAAUGGAGUUCAUAGCGGACUAUGUCAUGAACGGGAGAAUAUUGGUCCUGCCGAUACAAGGAAAGGGUAUCGCUAACAUCACAAUGGUGAACUUGGUGGUCAAGCACGACCUCAUCGGAGAGCCGAUUCUUAGGGACGGAUCGGUCUACAUGCACAUACGCGACUACAAAGUGAAGUUUAUACCGAAGAAGGUCGUUUUACAUUUUACGAACUUGUUCAACGGCGACAAGAGACUCGGAGAUCAGAUGAACUUGUUUUUGAAUCAAAAUUCCGAACUUGUCUUCAACGAGCUCAAAGAUUCGUACGAGAAAGCUCUAAGCUCUGUGUUUCAAGACGUAACCAAUAAAAUAUUCGACAAGGUACCGAUGAAAGACAUAUUCCUGGAAGACUAAUAAAUAAUUUUAAAAAAUUGCAAUAACAUUUACAUUACUGUAGUAUUUAUUGAUUUAAGAUAAAGAUUUAGGAUGCUUUAAAUAGACAUUUUAUAAUAAUAAAACGUGUUUUAAAGUGUGACUU